Messenger RNA from Xylona heveae TC161, 2356 nucleotides. RefSeq lists its product as hypothetical. Lineage: Eukaryota; Fungi; Ascomycota; Xylonomycetes; Xylonales; Xylonaceae. The transcript is spliced from 3 exons. Gene Ontology annotation, cellular component: extrinsic component of membrane; GID complex. The coding region runs from base 108 to 1949 and encodes 613 amino acids. Gene Ontology annotation, biological process: protein targeting to vacuole; negative regulation of gluconeogenesis; proteasome-mediated ubiquitin-dependent protein catabolic process. The record is from RefSeq and is a predicted model, not a curated record.
ACGUCCAUGCCUGACUCGACAAGAACACCAAAUAUCUCGUGACUUUGAAGGAAAUCUCUUGGUUUCGGCGCUUCUAGGGUUGUGUGUGCGCGGUCGCUUUUGAUGCGAUGCCUCCUGCGAACUCGCCUUUAGAUACACCCUCUGAAAAUGCGAGCGCCGGUUCUGGCUCGUUCAUUUCCGAACUGCAGCAGCUAGAUAGCCCGGUGCUGGAUUUAGCCUCGACGCUUACAACCCAGGCGGAGGAAGAUGCCAAUCAAGCCAACAUCAACUUUUUGCGGACUCCCCCGGUAGAACUCGACGAUGAACCCAGCACAGGUUUCUCGGUCGGUGAUAUGUCUUCCAGAGAUCCCCAACUGCCCGUGAACCAGCAGCUGCGGCUCCUGGAGAUGGCCAAUCUGCGCCGACUGCGCCGAAUGCGCCAGUAUACGCCUGAACAACUGCGGGAAAUUGGCGAUUAUCCCCAACCGGCAUAUGGAAACCGUGUUCCGCAGCAACAAUCCCUGUACGAUUGGGCGCCAGGGACAUCGGACGAGGACGAGGAUGACAACUCAACAAGAGUCAAUGCUCUUUCGCAACUCGUCUCCAACUCUGAUAUUGAAAACAUUAGAGGACACAGGGAUAAUUAUAGACCUCCUGGCGCGGGAACAUCAAGAUCUGCUGCGUCGUAUGCAUCCAGGGCGGCAGGGGAUCAUCAUCAGCAACAACAACAUAAUCAUGCUCUCCCAUCCGAGUCUUCAUUAAGAACAGCGGCCCUCUUGCAGUCUGUUCGCCGCCAUCCGCGCUUCUCCGCUCGGUCAAGAGAUCGACUGCAAAGUUAUAUCCUGGACCGGGAACGCAUAGGCCACGAAACGGAGGAUAGAGAUCGGGCGAGUUCGGCCAGAAUUAUUCGGCCACCUUCUUCUAUCAUUCCCAGCAAUCCGCGGGAGCUACAAACGCAGCGUGACAUUCGGGCCAGGGUUGAUGCCUACCGACAACGCUAUCUUCAGAACCCUUCAGGAAACCCACCUGCCGCUUCCCGCUGGCUGGAAGAGGCUAUCAAGUAUCUUGAGCGACUCCGAUAUUCAACUUCAUACGAAGAAAGCAUUGUCUCUGCCGCCGCAGGAGGAUUAGUAGGGGGCGACUUCUUCACGAUGAACCGGGAAGACUUCAUUGUCGAUACGACGGAUAUUGACCCUCCAGCGGAAAGUUCGUGGCUGCAGAUUGGCGGCGUGUUUUCCGGCUCCCAGCAAGCGGCGCCGCUUGCAAUAUGUCCCAUCCACCGAGCCACGCAGAAUAUAUUCGGGAAUACAAACCUGCCUAUUAUUAUAAACGCUUCCUCCGGCACGAUUGGGACCGCCACUACCACGAAUGAAACCCAGCCGUCCCCCUGGGGGAACAUGUCUAGUUCGGGUAGCGCCGGAAGACAACAUGGCGGCUACGUCGCCAAGGGCGAUGAAGAGUGGCCUGUUAAAGUAACCAUCAAUAGCGUUGACUACGAGAAUAUGACGCUUUCUGGGACAAUGGAAGCAUUCAACGUUCCAGACAAGUCGUCCGCGACUGGCGAGUCCAGUAUUGUCACUUUUCUCGAAGGAGAACUCGUUGAUUUCAACAAAUAUACUCUCGAAACCAAAAGCUUCAAAUCUGAUGCAAAAGUUGACGGCACCUAUUGGAGCAAGCUAGAGCCGUUCAAGGAUCUAUCCGACGAUGAUAUUGUGCGCAAUCUCGUCAGCAGGAGAUGGCUCAAGGAGGAACUGGCUAAAAACUGGAUAUUAAUGCGCUGGAAGGAGAAGUGCUUUAUUACGCCCUCUGACCACCGCUCUGGCCUGACCAUCUCCGGCUUCUAUUACAUCUCCAUGCGCCGCGACACUGGCCACGUCGAAGGGCUAUACUAUGAUCCUUCAAGUUCGCCGUAUCAGCACCUCGUCCUGCGUCCGCAGAAGCCUUGUUUCCCGUCAUAUCAGUUCCGUUAGGCCAAGUCUUCUUUCUUAAACUUACUACCAAAGUGAGGACGCAAUUGAUCCGCAAGCGCAAACGCUCAGAAGCAUGAUCCUGCUUCGUUCAUCAAAAUUUUUUUGGUUUCUGUUUUACUAUGCUCUGUUCUUUUUCCUCUCUUACAGCGUUGCAUAUAUUCGGCGUUCUACUGGGUGAGCUUUUUGGUAGCUCUAAUUGCAUAUGGAAUUUUCGCGGGAGUACAUACAUGUCAUCAUACGUUGUCUUGUGAUCUUUGCCGAUAUCAAUUUGAAUCGAGCUUUUUCUGGUCCCAGUUCUCUCAGCGAGCUUGUGCUUGGUCUCUUUAUUUUUGGAAGAGAAAUUCGUUUCUACGUGCAUGAGUACAUAGAUUUUGAGAAGAAAUGAAGAGGAUCUCUAACAUCCGUCA